CACUCAUGAUCUCUCCCAGCAAAUUUUCCCUUUAAAAUCCCUCCCACCACCAUCUCUCCCUUCCCUCUUCCCCUCCCUUCUCUUCCACUAGUAUUCUUCAGGGAGGGAAGCUAAGAACUCUCUCUGGAAAUAAGAGGGAAGUUGAGAGGGGAGAGAGCAAGAGGAGAGAUGGGACUGUGAAGAACAGAACAACACAUAAACCCAUCUCUCUCUCUGUCUCUCUGAAUCAGAGGAUGAUGAGGACUCUUGAGCCGGCAACCGGGCAGAAGGCCUCGCCUUCCUUCGCUAGCCUCCUGUCCGUCUUCCUCGGCGCCUCCGGCGCCGAGCAGCCGAGGCCCAAACGGAGCUUCGAUGUCGCCGGUGGUGUCGUCGGGCUCGGCAUCGUCGCCGCCAUGGGCCGUGCCUGCCUCGCUGCCCAGCCGAUCGCCAUCGGCGCUGCGGCACGGCGCCGUGCGCGGGAGGAGGCCGAGCUCUCAGAGAGCUACACGUGCGUCAUCACGCACGUGCCCGGCGGUCGCAGCGUGCGGAAGCGCGUGUACUUCGGCAACGGCUGGCUCGUGGAAGCCGGCGAGGCGCCGGCCAGGAGCAGGGCGGCUGACUUCUUGAGCCGCUGCUACCUGUGUACCAAGAGGCUCGAUGGGCUUGAUAUCUACAUGUAUGGGGGGGAGAAAGCCUUCUGCAGCUCCGAGUGCCGAUGCCACCAGAUGCUAAUGGAUGACCGUGCAGAUAACUGUGGAUCAGAAGCCCUCAGGGCCAACAACUACUCGGCCUCGCAGUGCUCUGCACCAAUGUCCUUCUCCCCUAGCAUCGCAGCAGCCUAGCUGCUUGAAUUGCCUAAUGUCGUCAAGCUGCUCCUCAAUUCUGUAGUAGCAGAGAGCAUAGAGAUCGAAAAGAUCAUUCAAGUGAACGGAAAUAGAGUAAUUACUAAAAAUCUUCUGAAUUAUGGCUUGAAUAAAACAGAGAAAGAAAGUUUUGGGGUCAUUCCUCUGCGAGAUGUUCAGCACUUUUUGAGUGUGAUUAGCACUUAGCAGAGAAAUGUCAUAAUAUGUCCUAUUCUGAAGUUUCAGCAAGAGAAGCAGUUAAUUUCAUGAAUGUUAAAUGGUUAUA
Brachypodium distachyon (stiff brome) is the source of this 1107-nucleotide messenger RNA. RefSeq lists its product as uncharacterized. NCBI's taxonomy places the organism in Eukaryota, Viridiplantae, Streptophyta, Magnoliopsida, Poales, Poaceae. Bases 234 to 821 code for a protein of 195 amino acids. The transcript has 2 exons. The record is from RefSeq and is a predicted model, not a curated record.